AUUUACGGAUAAAUUUUGGAAACAUCACUCACCAUUUCUCUGCAUUUCCAUUUCCCCCUCUUUUGCCCUAACUUUCCCGAGAAACAAACACUCCUUUAAACCGCCAUUUUCCCCAAUACAAUCUUUGUUGCUUUCCAGGGCGCUCACUCCUUCAAACAACUCGUUUUCUCUACGUACAACAGACAUCAGGAUGGGAGCAGGGAGGAAGACACGGACAAUAACGGUGGGUGAAAAAUCUAACCAAUCGUCGGCAUCAGUUAAUUCUAGUGUAUCUGCUAGAAAUCUCCGAGAAAGUGAUCUUGCAGGAGUAAUCUUCGGAUGUAAAAAUGAAACCUAUGAAGAAUGUCUAAAUAAGCAGUUAUUUGGAUUGCCUGCUUCACAUUUCUCCUAUGUAAGGAAUGUACAACCGGGUUUGCCCUUGUUCUUGUUCAACUAUAGUGAUAGGAAGCUUCAUGGCAUAUUUGAGGCAGUGAGUAGAGGACAGUUGAGAAUUAACCCGAAUGCUUGGACUCAAGAUAGUUCAGAUAAUACUCCUUUUCCUGCUCAGGUUAAAAUCCAAAUGCGGAUGCAGUGCCGGCCCUUGCUGGAGGAUGAGUUCAAGCCUAUAAUUGUCAACAACUACCAUGAACCAAGGCUGUUUUGGUUUGAACUUGACAGGACUCAAACAAACAACUUGAUCGCUUUGUUUUCAGCUUCACCAAUCACUGCAAGCAGUUCCCACUCAAAGAAAGUGAAAAAUUGGAACACUUCAUUUAAAUCUUCUAGAGAUCCUUGCACAAAACAAGAAGGCAACAGGUCUGAGACAUCUGCCCUGGCUACGCAGAAACAGUGGAGUGCUUUGUUCAAAGAUCAGAAUGCUUAUGAUACAAGAAAGAGAGUUAUAGAAUUUGAUGAACAAACUCCAGAUACAAAUCUUGACUGUGAUCAGUUAAAUAUGAAACAGGAGUUUUUUGAUCCUUCACAUUGUUGGGAUGUGGCUCCUUCAGACAGUGCAGAGUCCACCACAACAAAAAAGUGGAGUGCACUUUUCAAAGAUAACGGCACUAAUUCAAGAAAGGAAGUUGUACAAUUUGAUGGACAGGCUCCAGAAACGAAUCUUCAUUUAGAUCAAUUUCAUGUGGAAUGUGAGUGCUUUGAUGCUUCACAUUAUUCCAGCGAAAGUAGCCCGGGUACUGAUGCCCCUUUAAACUGGGUGGAUUGUAGAGAAUAUGAUAAAGCUGAUGGCUUGAAACCAAGUAAUGAAGAGCUUUAUCCCCUUAUUGCUGAAGCAAGUACUGCCUUUCCUCACUGCAAUUCAUAUGAUACUUUAUCUGUUGGGGCAAGACAGAAAAGUCAAGAAGCAAUGGUUCACUCCACUACAGUAGCCGAGUUUUUAACUGAAGUGGAAUGGUUGAAGUCUUCUCACUUGAAACAAAGCCAAAAAAUUGAAUCAUUGGAGCAGGACCUGGUUGAAUCAAGAAAAGAGAUCCAACAGUUGAAAGACAAGUUCAAGAGAUUGGAAUUUGGAAUUUCAGCAAAGCCUGUUGAAGCAAAAGAUUCAGAAGGAAAGGAGUUUCACUUAGUUGAGGAAUCUCAUCCAACUCUUGAUGCAUUAAUAUGUAUGGUGGGAGGAUUUGAUGGUCAUUCAUGGUUAUCCAAUUUAGAUUUGUAUUCUUCUUCUUAUGACCAAUUAAAACCCCUUGCCUCAAUGACUCCCACUCGGAAAUAUGCCUCAGUAACAAAACUAUAUGGCGAGUUAUACAUUGUAGGUGGUGUAGAAUCUGAUUUAUGGCUUGACACUGUUGAAUCAUACAACCCAAAAGGCAAUCAUUGGGUUAGUCUCCCCCCAUUAAAUCAGAAGAAAGGGAACUUAGGAUUGCUUUCUUUAAAGGACCGGAUUCUAGCUAUUGGAGGUGGAAAUUCUUGUGAGCUCUUCUCAGAGGUGGAAAUGUUUGAUCCAGAGGUUGGAAAGUGGAUUCAAAUUCAAUCAAUGCUACAAGAGAGAUCUGCUCUGGCUGUAGCAGAAGUCAAUGGCAUACUAUAUGUUUCAGGAGGAUGCUAUGAAAAAUAUUAUUUGAAUUCAGUCGAGAGAUUGGAUCCUCGAGAGCGUUCAUGGAUGAAACUUAGGAGUAUGUCCACGAAAAGGGCAUGUCAUUCAUUGGCUACCCUGGAAGGGAAAUUGUAUGCUUUGGGUGGUUUUGAUGGAACUGCAAUUGUCCCAACCAUAGAGAUAUAUGAACCUCGCACUGAUUCAUGGAUGAUGGGGGAGUCCAUGAACAAUCCUAGGGGGUCUUUUGGCUCUCUAAUUAUAGGAGAAGCGAUAUAUGUCAUUGGAGGGUUGAAGAAUGUUGGACUUGGACCAGUGGAAGUUGCAGACACGGUUGAGUCCUACAAGGAGCAUCGUGGUUGGGAAGUAAUCAAGUGGAGAGCCAUUGGAAAGAGAAGCUUCCACUCUGCUGUCCUUCUGUGGCCUUGAUUUGUCAAAACUUCCGUUUUGUACUCCUUUAAAAUGCUACAAUUACAGGUUGUAUGCUUUUGGUAGUGUCUAAUGCCAUAUCAAAAACAAAUAUCAAAGACAUCG
Molecule: messenger RNA, 2560 nt
Organism: Rubroshorea leprosula
Lineage: Eukaryota; Viridiplantae; Streptophyta; Magnoliopsida; Malvales; Dipterocarpaceae
Source: the annotation of a GenBank genome assembly